This is a messenger RNA of Cynara cardunculus var. scolymus (artichoke), 2422 nucleotides long. Its product is annotated as protein FRIGIDA-ESSENTIAL 1-like. Gene Ontology annotation, molecular function: metal ion binding. NCBI's taxonomy places the organism in Eukaryota, Viridiplantae, Streptophyta, Magnoliopsida, Asterales, Asteraceae. The transcript has 4 exons. The record is from RefSeq and is a predicted model, not a curated record. The coding region runs from base 40 to 2160 and encodes 706 amino acids.
CCUCUUUCCAAUUCCGCCCACAAUCUUUCAACCUCGAAAAUGCCGACCUCCACCGCUGUUUCUCCGACCGCCGUGACGGCCGAUGAUCAAUCUCCAACCGCAUCGGACUCUGAAGAAUACGAGUACGAAGAAAUAGAAGUUGAAGAAGAGAUAGAGGUUGAAGAAGAAGUCUCCGAGGAAGAUGAUGAAGAAGGAGUAGAAAGCGAUGAAGUGAUAGAAACCGGAGACGGUUUAUCGCCGCCGAUUGAAGACCGAGAUCAUGAAAAAAAUGAUGAUGGCAAAGCUCCUCAAUGUGAUGGUGGAAUGAUGAGUGCUGAGACCAAUAAUACUUUCAACGAAACCAGUAAAGAAGUGACUGGUGGAGAUUCAUUGAUCAGUCUCUACAAAUCUAAUAAAAUUCCACAUUCUGAGGAAGAAACUACAAAGAUGAGUGCUAAGGAUGUCAAUGAUACACAAAAGGAACCCAGAUUGGAAGCUCCUCUGAUAAGACCUAGAAGUUCGUCACCUGCGGUGGAAAUUAAUGAAGGAAACAAAAGACCGGCUCUUAUAUGCAACUUUUUUGCAAAGGGUUGGUGCAUUAAGGGAAACUCUUGUCGGUUUCGUCAUAUAAAAGAAUCUAUGAAUGCCAAUGACCAACAAAAGGAGAACUCUGUAGCUGCAUAUCAGAAAAGUGAACCUCAGGAUGAUGAAGGUUUAAGAGAUGGUGUAGAAAGAUCUGGUCUGGCAACUCCUGUAGCUGUGCCAACUACUACAUGUUCUUCUGAAACCAUCUUGCUUCAGGAUACCAAAGAGAGCCCAAAGCAUAAAAUUAAUCCCAAGGAGUCACAAAAAGAGGAUCCUGUAAACAUCUCCUUGGUUGAUGAUGAUAAGGAGACAGGGGGUUCGCGAGAGAAUCAGUACUUGGACAAAGAGCAUCCUCCUGUUAAUGCAAAUAGUUUGCUGCAUGAAACUUCUUCAAGUAACCCGUUCACGGGUUCAGACAUCCGUAAAAGCAAUUGGGUUUCUUCUUAUGCAACAAGUAUGGAAGAACUUGAUGGUAGAGAAUAUCAAUUUAGGUUUCACAAUCUGAAGGUGCCUAUCACUAAUUAUUCCCCAAAUUAUGGCUCAAGUUCUUUUCAGUCGACUUCUCGAAUUUCCCCAUCAAACCAUAGUUCGAUGUGGCCUAGGACUUCAACGUUGUUAAGUUCCUCAUCUUGGAAUUCUGAUUCCUUUGGAACCGUGAAGCAUUUGGGUGGUGAUCGAGAACUUCAUCCGAUCUUUCGACCAAAUGUUACUCCGUUUUCUGGUUCUGAAUCAGAACAUUUAUAUCGUGACAAAGAUGUUCUCCCACACUCAGCUGGAUUUACAACUAAAUUUUCUUCGUAUGAUUGGGAGCCAUCAAAACCUUUCCGGUCAUCUUUUCUUAUUUCCCAAGGAAUAUAUUCUCCAGCUAGCCAGUAUGAUCCCAUCCGUGAUAGCAUUGAACAGCCAAAGGAUGGAGAUAAGAUCUCCAAAUUUUCUUCUUCUAGUCGAACGCCAUCCAUCUCAAGCAUACAUUCGUUGAUGGAUGUCAAUGCACCUCUAAAAGAGAAAUUUGGAAUGGAUCAUGGAUCUGAUAGAUUAUCUCUUGCCAGUCAUGUAAACGGCCAUGACAAUGCUAUGGACGUGAACAGUAAUGCACGUGAGUUGGGUACUGUUGAUACCAAACAGGAAAAUACAAAACGUGAAGCUAAAGGAAAAAAACAUCCGAUUCAUGCUCAUGUUGGGGAUGCCAUACAAUCACGUGAACUACAAGUUAAUCCCGAGUUUGUGCAAGAAAAUGAUGGGCCAUCAAAAGAAAUUAAAAUAGGAGAUGAUAGUAGCCGAUAUCGUGGUCAAGAUUUUGACAUAGAAGGGGAGGGAACUAGAGAAUCUAAAGCCCUUAAACAUUUUCGUGCUGCUCUAAUAGAAUUUGUAAAAGAAUUAGUCAAGCCGACAUGGCGUGAUGGCAAACUGAGCAAAGAUGCCCACAAAGUGAUUGUUAAGAAGGCUGUUGACAAGGUCAUCAACACUUUACCAGCAGAGCAUAUUCCAAGUAUGCAAGAGUCUAUAGACAUCUAUCUUUCCUCAUCUCAGCCAAAAAUUGUGAAACUUGUUGAGGUGCGUUCUCUCGGUAUGCUGAUUGGUAAUCCUAGGAUAUAGAAUAUCAGAUGAUGUGGCAUUUGACAGUUUGGUACAUUUGCUUGCAGGGAUAUAUUGAGAAGUAUGGUAAAUUGUGAGAUAUUCAGACGAGGACUCUUUCGUUGCAGUUUUCCUUGUAAAUAGAUGAUAAUCAUCCUGGUCAGAUGCUGUGUUUUUUAUGGAGGUCUUCCUUUUUUGCACAUGGAGAACAUGAUAGUUGUGAACUUUAAUGUCUUAUGCUGUGCUUCCAUUGGUACUUUAAACAGUAAAUGACCUUAUCUGC